Racocetra fulgida is the source of this 271-nucleotide messenger RNA. Lineage: Eukaryota; Fungi; Glomeromycota; Glomeromycetes; Diversisporales; Gigasporaceae. The record is from the annotation of a GenBank genome assembly.
AUUUUUAUAAUGUCUUUAAGCGAAAAUAAGGAAAAUGAAAAUUUUCCAUUACCUAUGUCUUUAGAGCAGCUAGAUUUAAGUGAAUAUGAAGAUAACGAGUUAGUACAAGAAGUUGCACAAGAUCUAUGGAUAUUUUUUCAAUCCAAAAAUUGCGAAUGCCGAAUGAGAAAUACCUAUCAAUGUUUUGAAAAAGUUGGAUUUAAACGAUUUUUUGAACGACAUAUGCAAUUUCGUAGCCUAGAUAAAAAAGAACUAGAUUUGGUUUUAAUGG